AUGCAUACUAACAACACAAGUUGUAUACUAUCCCAUGAGCCUCUAGGAGAUUCUUCACACGUGGGGAACUGGUACUGGUCAGUACGCUGGGCUAUUAGCCUCGUUAUCGUGCUGGUAAACGGACUCGUCAUUCUUGCUAUUAUGCUAAGGCGCCGACUGCGCAUGACCACAAACUGGUUCAUCCUCUCCCUUGCUACCGCUGACCUAUCGAUUGGGGCCAUCGUAAUGCCUUCUGGGUACAUUUUGUGUACUCCCCCAUUUGAGAUGCGUUUGUUCUCCCGCCUGCUGCUUAUCACUAACUCUGCCGCCAAUCCAUUCGUGUACGCGCUUAUAAAAAGAGACAUCCGCAGAGAGAUCAAAGAACUGCUGACAUGUUGGUGCCGGCUCAGUCGAGGGUCAUCUGUGGGGGCCCUGGACUCAAGGAUCAGUACAAGAGGAAGGACGCCCUUACUUGCUGUGGCAUCUGCGACACAACCUAAUGCAGACCAUGCGGAAGAGACACAAGUUCAAGAUGUAAAUAAGACGUAAAGUCGCAUACAAACAGCGCCGAGGCUGGUUUCUAUAUGAUCGCAGGCGAUCGUCCGUGAGCGAUUAUAUAAAAAAAACACCCUGCGAUCAUGUGAAUUAUGUUAAAACUCAACCAGCGAUCGUUAGCGAUUAUAUGAAAACUCACCUGCGAUCAUGUGCGAUUAUAUGAAAACUCAACCAGCGAUCGUUAGCGAUUAUAUGAAAACUCACCCAGGGAUCACUGCGAUUGUAUGAAAACUCACCCUGCGAUCGUGUACGAUUAUAUGGAAACUCACCCUGCGAUCAAUGCGAUUAUAUGAAAACUCACCCUGCGAUCAUGAACGAUUAUAUGGAAACUCACCCUGCGAUCAAUGCGAUUAUAUGAAAACUCCCCCUGCGAUCAUGUGCGAUUAUAUGAAAACUCACCCUGCAAGGUGCGAUCAUAUGAAAACUCCUCCUGCAAUAACUGCGAUUAAAUGGAAACUCACCCUU
Molecule: messenger RNA, 999 nt
Organism: Nematostella vectensis (starlet sea anemone)
Lineage: Eukaryota; Metazoa; Cnidaria; Anthozoa; Actiniaria; Edwardsiidae
Product: adenosine receptor A2a-like
Exons: 2
Coding region: 1-528 (175 amino acids)
Biological process (GO): G protein-coupled receptor signaling pathway
Cellular component (GO): membrane
Molecular function (GO): G protein-coupled receptor activity
Source: RefSeq, a predicted model, not a curated record